CGCUUUUUCGGUAGAGUCUAUGACGACCUGCAGCAGCCUCGCCGCUGAUUCACCUCCCGCACCACCAACCGUGCAGCUCGAGUCGGAAGCGUGUUGGCUCACCUCUGCCACGAUUGAAGUUUUGCUGCGGCACAACCAAAUCUCUAGCAUGAGCGUCGAGGCGAUGGUUGCCGCCGUCGACUCAGCCUACCGCAAGCUCCCGCACGCCUUUGGCCAGAUGACGCCUCAGCGGAUCAUGGGCUUGCCCGUGGCCCAAGCCGUGCCCAUAUCGCUAAGGACGCACAUCCCGCUCUCCGCUGCGCCCCUGCUACAGACCACCAAGGCAAUGCCGCCGCCACCGUCCCCGCCGCUCUCGCCUCCGAUGUCUGUCCCCACCGCGGCGGCGUCGCGCUCGCCGUUUAAGCGCAGGCGCACCAGCCCGUCGGACGACGACCUGACCCCGCUCACGGCAGAGGAGCGGUACCGUGCGCGGCUGCUCCUGGCUGAGAAGGAGGGCCGACUGCCCAAGUACGUCGUUGCCCGCAUCUUGGGCGGCGCGGGGGCGUGAGCCAUCGCGGUCGCUCCCCGACCACGGCGCCCCCCGCCCUCGGGCUGAGUCGCAUGCAUGAGUCACUUGCUUUUGACAGUAGUCGGGCUCGAUUAGAUCGGGACACAGUACCGUCGGCAACUCGGCAUCUGACUCACUGGCCCAGUGUGUGUGCACGGCGCAGAGCGCACAUACUAUGUACUUUUUAUGUACAACAACGACUAUGGACAAGAUAC
Messenger RNA from Emiliania huxleyi CCMP1516, 762 nucleotides. RefSeq lists its product as hypothetical. The transcript has a single exon. The coding region runs from base 20 to 547 and encodes 175 amino acids. The record is from RefSeq and is a predicted model, not a curated record. Lineage: Eukaryota; Haptophyta; Isochrysidales; Noelaerhabdaceae.